GAAAGAAGCAUAAAUAAGAGAAGAACUGAGAGAAAGAGAAAAUUGUGAGAAUAUUCAGGAUAGUUUGGCUUAGAGUCACGUGAAACAGGUGACCAUGGUGCCCAUGCAGGCCCCUAUAUGUCUGGUAGGAAACAGGAAUGGAGAGCUGACAGUAAACCAGGAAGCCCUGAGGAUUCUUACUUCCAUUACCGAGCCAGUGGUGGUGGCAGCCAUUGUUGGCCUGUACCGUACUGGAAAAUCCUACCUGAUGAACAGGCUGGUGGGAAAGAACACAGGCUUCUCCCUGGGCUCCACUGUGCAGUCCCACACAAAGGGCAUCUGGAAGUGGUGUGUCCCUCACCUCAGCAAACCUGACCAUACCUUAGUUCUCCUUGACACUGAGGGCCUUGGAGAUGUGGAAAAGGUGACCAUGGUGCCCAUGCAGGCCCCUGUAUGUCUGGUAGAAAACAGGAAUGGAGAGCUGACAGUAAACCAGGAAGCCCUGAGGAUUCUUACUUCCAUUACCGAGCCAGUGGUGGUGGUAGCCAUUGUUGGCCUGUACCGUACUGGAAAAUCCUACCUGAUGAACAGGCUGGCGGGAAAGAACAAAGGCUUCCCCCUGGGUUCCACUGUGCAGUCCCAAACAAAGGGCAUCUGGAUGUGGUGUGUCCCUCACCCCAGAAAACCUGACCAUACCUUAGUUCUGCUUGACACUGAAGGCCUUGGAGAUGUGGAAAAGGGUGACUCCAAGAAUGACUCCUGGAUCUUUGCUCUGGCCAUUCUGCUCAGCAGCACUUUUGUCUACAACAGCAUGAAUACCAUCAACCACCAGGCUUUGGAACAGAUGCAAUAUGUGUCAGAACUGACAGAGCUAAUCAAGGUCAAAUCCUCACCUAAUGCUAUUGCAGAAGAAGACUCAGCAGAGUUUGUGGGCUUCUUCCCAGACUUUGUGUGGACUGUGCGGGAUUUCACCCUGGAGCUUGAGCUGGAUGGCCACCCCAUCACCCCAGAUGAGUACCUGGAAAAUGCCUUGAAACUCAGUGAAGGUGACCACCCAAAAAUUAAAAUGGCCAACCUUCCAAGAGAGUGCAUCAGAAAAUUCUUUCCAAAACGAAAGUGUUUUACAUUUGACCGUCCAACAAACAAUAAGGCAUUUUUAGCCCAUCUUGAAAAUGUCCAAGAAAGCCAGCUGGAGCCUGUGUUCAAGAAUCAGGCAGACAACUUCUGCUCUUACAUCUUUUCCAAUGCAAAACCCAAGGCCCUUAGUGGGGGCAUCAUGGUCAAUGGGAAUCGGUUGGGAAAGCUGCUGGAGACAUACGUGACGACAAUCUCUAGUGGAGACAUUCCCUGCCUGGAGAAUGCAGUGCUGGCAUUGGCUGAGACUGAGAAUUCAGCUGCUGUGCAAAAAGCUACCAACCAUUAUGUAGAACAGAUGGUCCUAAAGCUGGAUUUUCCCACAGAAACUCUCCAGGACCUGCUAAACCUACAUACAGACUGUGAGAAAGAAGCCAUCUCAGUUUUCAUGAAGUAUUCUUUCAAGGAUGAAACACACAAGUUCCAGAAGGAACUGGUGCAAAUCUUAGAAACCAAGAAGAAUUAUUUCAUAUACCAAAAUGAGGAAGAAUCAACCAAAUAUUGUCAAACUAAACUUGAAGACCUCUCACAGACCCUGAGGGAAGCCAUUUCUGAAGGCACCUUCUCUGUACCAGGGGGUUACAAGCUCUACAGAAAAGAAAGAGAAAACAUGAUAAACAAUUAUCAUCAAGUGCCCAGGAAAGGGAUAAAGGCAGAUGAGGUCCUCCAAAGGUUUCUACAGUCACUGGCAAUGACAGAAGACUCCAUCCUGCAGACAGAUCAAGCUCUCACCGACCAAGAGAAGGCCUUGGAAGUUGAACAGGUCAAAAGAGAAGCAGCUGAGAAGGAGAAGAAGUUGUUGGAACAGCAACAGAUGGAAAUGCAGCAAAAGAUGGAAGCUCAGCAGCAAAGUUAUGAAGAAAACAUCAAGCAAUUGAAAAAGAAGAUGGAGGAAGAUAGGAUCCAGAUACUGAGAGAACAGGAAAUGAUUCUGGACCAUAAGCUAAAGGAACAAAAGAAGCUGAUGGAGGAAGGGUUUCAUGAGAAAGCUAAGGAGAUGCAGAGACAGAUGGAGGGCCUACAAACAAAGAUGAAGGCUGCUGAGAGUAAAGGGUCCUCCUGGUUUUCCUCUAUAUUAGAUACUCUUGGCACUGGAUUGAUGGUCCUAUUACCUGGUGCAGGAAAAUUCCUUGGCUUGGGAAUGAAAACAUUGGGGAAUUUGAUUCCAUAAUCAACUGGGUUUCAGUUUCUCAAAAAAAGAGUUAAGAACAUUUGUUUCACGUAAUAAAACAAGGCACCACGACUUU
Dromiciops gliroides (monito del monte) is the source of this 2360-nucleotide messenger RNA. Its product is annotated as guanylate-binding protein 4-like. The record is from RefSeq and is a predicted model, not a curated record. Bases 95 to 2284 code for a protein of 729 amino acids. Gene Ontology annotation, molecular function: GTPase activity; GTP binding. The transcript is spliced from 13 exons. Lineage: Eukaryota; Metazoa; Chordata; Mammalia; Microbiotheria; Microbiotheriidae. Gene Ontology annotation, biological process: defense response to protozoan; defense response to Gram-positive bacterium.